Biomphalaria glabrata is the source of this 2717-nucleotide messenger RNA. Its product is annotated as aerolysin-like. The transcript has 2 exons. Gene Ontology annotation, cellular component: extracellular region. Bases 204 to 1949 code for a protein of 581 amino acids. NCBI's taxonomy places the organism in Eukaryota, Metazoa, Mollusca, Gastropoda, Planorbidae. The record is from RefSeq and is a predicted model, not a curated record.
GUCACUAGCUUAUUCAAGCCAUUUAGUACGCGGAGAGACAAUCAAAGUUUCCAUUUCAUAUAACUUUCAAAAGCAUCGUAAAUAAUUGGAGCAAUUAAUGAGACAGUAUAUAUACAGGGUAAAUGCUUUUUCUAAAUCCUGUAGGAACGACAACUUGCUCUGAAAGGUUUUCACAAUAACUUGCUGACUUUCUGUUUCGAGUUAUGAUGUUCGUCAAGGUCUGGGUCGCUAUGACACUGUUAGGAGUAGCAGACGCCGUGUGCACCUACACGUCUUGGAUGCUCAGCUUUGAUUCCCCGGGUCAGUCGAAAUGCAACGAGCUAAACCACUAUAUUUACGGGCUAGAAAGAAGCGAUGUCCAUAAGGACGACCAGCUUUUUUUUCUAGAAGGUGUGCAUUGUUGCAGCGCACCGCCUCAGUGGUCAAAAAUCGAGGUUCAGGUCGUCUACGCUGACUGGACAAAGACAUUGGAUAGACCGAACCAAUGGGCCCAUUGCCCCGCAGGAUUUUUUCUUCAAGGUUUGCAGCGUUCCAAGUCGGGAAAGAACAAAGGCUACGUAUAUAACAUUGAAAAUGGACGCUGCGCAAAGCCAGCCAAUCACCCAUUCUACUACGGCGACUGUUAUAGCCAUUACAUUGAUUUUAGUAGGUCAGGUUUGUAUUCUUGCAAUGAGGGUUACUAUAUCACUGGCCUGUACAAAGCUGACUGCGACUACUUGCAUUGUAUAGAUAGACUGUAUUGUUGUAAGAUGGCGGACACCCCACAGGUAGUGGACGAUCCAGAAACGUUAAAGACAAGAAUUAUGGACACUACUUUGUGGAACUUGGCUAACCUUGCGGCCGGCCUGGGGUACGGUUGGUGCUCUGGUACUAAAGGAAUGAACGUAGGUGAAGAUUUUUACAGAAGCGGAGACUCGUGGGUGGCUGACUCGAGACUGUUUUGGCCAAACAAAAAAUGUGAUGGUUACAAGUGUAAAGAAAGACUCGCCAUUGAUUACUCGGGAUGGACAUUUGUCGUAAAAGAAAUUAGGUAUGGAGAAAGUGUCAUUGACGAAUUAAUACCAGUGAGUAUAGACGGUGGCAUGAGAGUCAACGAAGGAGAUUCUACGGUGAAUGCAACAUUUGAACGUUCGCAGGAAGUUACGGAAACAAUCGUGCAUUCAUCAACCAACAGCUGGAAGACUAGUCUUGAACUGUCGUUUUCUGUAGAGGUCGGCCUAAAACAUCUAGCGAAAGCCUCAAGAACCUUGAAAAUAGGUUUCGAUUAUUCGAAAUCUAAAACGGAAACAAAGUCCAAUACGAAGACAGAUGUGCUUAAAGCAACUACAACCAUAAGCAUUCCACCUCGAUCAGCUGCGAAGUGUACAGUUAUAGUUAGUAAAGCCCGAACGACUAUUCCCUACACGGCUGUCGUCAUUGCAAGGUUCAAUGUAGGAUUUAGGGGAUUUUUACGGUGGGGACAGGGCUAUGACAGCCCAUCAACCAAUUAUCAUUCCCAACAUAAAGGCAGCGGAGCUAGGCCAAGCGUACCGUACACUUUUGGAGAUCAGUCUGAAGCUUUCUACACAGCUCUUAAACGACAAAGCGAAUCCCAGGCUUGGCCUUGGUUGUGGAAUGAGAUGCUUAGGAAUUACCCGUCUGUACGUCACGUGAUCAACAGACUCACAGAUGAGAGCCAGUAUGAAAUUACUUUGAAUGGAAAGCUAGAGCAUGUCUCAGGGACGAAAAUCGAUAUAAAGUGGGAGACGAGAGAACUGAAUAAAAAUUUUAAUCGUCGAUCUGAAACUGAUGAUGGCAAAGCCAAUACAACACAACUAAACAAUGGAACUUUCUUUGCUACAGUGGGUCCCAAUGAUAAACCUGUAGAUGUCAAGUACCCUGAAGUAGAAUUGGUCAAUGCAGAGCCAUUUGAAUUAGAUAUUCUUCCAGCGAAUCAAGAAUCCUCUUAAGUAAUGAUGUGGACAGCGGUGUAUAAUAAUUGUGUAUUUCUAAAUGCUAUGCUUUGAAUACGAAUUUGAUUGUCUUCCAAAGUUUUAAAAAUUUUCUACACUAAGAAGAUAUAGAUUUUUAAUCAUUUUUAUAAAAUAUAACUUUUUUUAUCCUUUUUAAAAACAUAUAACUUGGUAAUCAUUUUAACAACGUAUAACGUUGUAAUCAUUUUGUUAUAUAAAUAUAUGUAUGUGUGUCUGUGUGUAUCUGUAUGUGUCCGUGGGUUGUUGUUUUUUUUGGGUAAAAAAGGCGCAAUGCAGGAAUUAUAGAAAAUAUCAUAUUCUUUAAAAUAAAUGCCUGGCAUUUUUCAAGCAGAGUAGGAAAUUAUUGUCAAUUUUCAACUUUGCCUACAAUGACUAGAACUGUAUUAGGCAACACUGAAUAGGUAUUCUGUUGAGAUAAAUUUUGAAAAAAGGAAAAAAAGGAAAAAAAACAACAACUGAAUUUUUUACGACUAAAAAUAGAUUUGUAGCUCCACGUAUUCGCCUAUAUGAAGUGCUAUUUCAGUUUUCAAUCAAUAUAAUAAUGAUUUCAUUUAAUAAAUCUAUUUUGUCCAAUAGUGAAACACUGUUGUGUAUUUAUGAUUUCUAGUGGCGUAUUGUGAACUGUUCUGUAGUGAUGUGCCUGGCUAAGAUACGUGCUUAGAAUCAAGGUCUAUUUGUGUUUGUGUUUACUGUAUUGCUAUGAACAGUUUUGUCAUUCUUGUACAAUAAAACCUUUAAAAGAUG